Molecule: messenger RNA, 7908 nt
Organism: Apodemus sylvaticus (European woodmouse)
Lineage: Eukaryota; Metazoa; Chordata; Mammalia; Rodentia; Muridae
Gene: Mylk
Product: myosin light chain kinase
Exons: 33
Coding region: 178-6072 (1964 amino acids)
Biological process (GO): protein phosphorylation
Molecular function (GO): protein kinase activity; ATP binding; protein binding
Source: RefSeq, a predicted model, not a curated record
CUCCGCACUCGCAGCCCGUCCAGCUCCCGAAGCGCCUGUCCGACCGGCCGCGGGGCCCGACGCCUGUGGCUGCGCGUCGCCGUGCCGCUGACCAGUCAGAAUUGCGGCAGGCCCUGGACUGGACUGGCAUCUGACCAUGGAGAAUGAAUCUGUGAUCUGAGGCAGCAACCUCAGGCCAUGGGGGACGUGAAACUGUUUGCCUCGUCACACAUGCCCAAAACCUCCCACAGCAUGGAUCCCUCAAAGGUCAGCUCCAUGCCUCUCACCGAGGCCCCUGCUUUCAUUCUGCCCCCUCGGAACCUCUGCAUCAAAGAAGGAGCCACUGCCAAGUUCGAAGGGAGGGUCCGAGGCUACCCAGAGCCCCAGGUGACAUGGCACAGAAACGGGCAAACCAUCAGCAAUGGCGGCCGCUUCCUGCUGGACUGUGGAGUGCGGGGGACUUUCAGCCUUGUCAUUCACCCUGUCUGUGAGGAGGACAAGGGCAAGUACACCUGUGAAGCUAGUAAUGGCAGUGGUGCCCGCCAGGUGACCGUGGAGCUGACUGUGGAAGGGAAUUUUAUGAAGAAGUGUGGUCAGCCUGUUCUUUCUAAAGCCUCAGGAUUUCCAGGGGAGACUCGUCCGAGCAUCUGGGGCGAGUGCCCACCAAAGUUUGCCACCAAGCUGGGCAAAGCUGUGGUCAAAGAAGGGCAGAUGGGACGAUUCUCCUGCAAGAUCACUGGCCGGCCUCCACCACAGGUCACCUGGCUCAAGGGAAAUGUCCCGCUGCAGCCAAGUGGCCGCGUGUCUAUGUCCGAGAAGAACGGCAUGCAGAUCCUGGAAAUCCAUGGGGUCACUCGGGAUGACAUGGGCGUGUACACCUGCACGGCGGCGAAUGGGUCAGGGAAAGCCUCCAUGUCCGCAGAGCUUUCCAUCCCAGGUAUGGACAAUGCCACAAGGUUGUCUGGGAGAGGAACCAAGGCCCCCAUUCCAGACAUCAGGAAGGAGGUGACCAAUGGACUCUCCAAAGACCCAGAGACUGUGGCUGAAAGUAAAAACUGCCCGAGUCCCCAGAGGAGUGGCUCCUCAGCCUGGGCCACCAACAGUCACCUCAAGUCCCCACAGGAGCCCAAGCUGAAGCUGUGUGAGGAUUCUCCCAGAAAGGUCCUGCAGUCCUCCAUCCUGCAGAAGACCACCAGCACCAUCACGCUGCAGGCCUCGAAAGUCCAGCCAGAAGCAAGAGUACCGGGCUCCCCCCUCUCUCCUGGGGAAGAGAGGAAGAAUCUGGCUGCCCCUCAGCAAGCUGUCACACCUCCUACCAGACAGUGUGGCCUGGGAGGCCCAGUUGGGAAUAAGGUUGUCACUGGGAACAUCUCCAUAGAGAGCCAAAGGGAGUCAACAUUCCCCAAAUUUGAGAGCCAGCCCCAAAGCCAAGAAAUCACUGAAGGUCAAACAGUCAAGUUCAUCUGUGAGGUUUCAGGGAUACCAAAGCCUGACGUGGGCUGGUUCCUGGAAGGCAUCCCCGUGAGGAGACGAGAAGGUAUCACUGAGAUGUAUGAAGAUGGUGCAUCCCACCACCUGUGCCUGCUGAAAGCCCGGGCAAGAGACAGUGGGAGAUACAGCUGCACAGCGUCCAACAGCCUUGGCCAGGUGUCCUGCAGCUGGACCCUCCUGGUGGACCGGCCGAACAUGAAGCAGACAGCUCCUUCAUUCUCGAGUGUUCUGAAGGACUGUGUUGUCAUUGAGGGCCAGGAUUUUGUGCUACGGUGCUCUGUACGGGGGACCCCAGCACCCCGUGUCACUUGGCUGCUCAAUGGGCAGCCCAUCCAAUUUGCUCACUCCAUCUGCGAGGCGGGCGUGGCCGAGCUCCACAUCCAGGAUGCCCUGCCAGAGGACCGUGGCACCUACACCUGCCUGGCUGAGAAUGCCUUGGGGCAGGUGUCCUGCAGCGCCACAGUCACCGUCCAAGAAAAGAAAGGUGAAGGAGAAAGGGAACGCCGUCUGUCUCCAGCUCCCAGCAAGCCUGUCGCACCCGUCUUCCUGCAGGGUCUCUCUGACCUCAAAGUCAUGGAUGGAAGCCAGGUCACUAUGACAGUCCAGGUGUCAGGGAACCCACCUCCAGAAGUCAUAUGGCUUCACGACGGGAAUGAGAUCCAGGAGUCAGAGGACUUCCACUUCGAGCAGAAGGGUGGCUGGCACAGCCUGUGUAUCCAGGAGGUGUUCCCGGAGGACACGGGCACAUAUACCUGUGAGGCCUGGAACAGUGCUGGGGAGGUCCGCACCCGGGCCAUGCUCACUGUGCAAGAGCCUCACGAUGGCACCCAGCCCUGGUUCAUCAGCAAGCCUCGUUCGGUGACAGCCACCCUGGGCCAGAGUGUCCUCAUCUCCUGCGCCAUAGCUGGAGACCCCUUUCCCACUGUGCACUGGCUCCGGGAUGGCAGAGCCCUCUCCAAGGACAGUGGCCACUUUGAGUUGCUCCAGAAUGAGGACGUGUUCACCCUGGUCCUAAAGAAUGUGCAGCCCUGGCAUGCUGGCCAGUACGAGAUCCUGCUCAAGAACCGGGUCGGUGAGUGCAGUUGCCAAGUGUCACUGAUGCUGCACGGCAAUCCUUCCAGAGCCCCACCACGGGGGCGGGAGCCAGCCAGCUGUGAGGGCCUCUGUGGUGGAGGAGUUGGUGCUCACAGGGAUGGUGACCGUGAUGGGACCCUGAGGCCCGGCUGGCCAGCAAGAGGGCAGGGUUGGCCUGAGGAGGAAGACGGAGGAGAAGACGUGAGGGGGCUGUUGAAGAGACGGGUGGAGACCAGGCUGCACACAGAAGAGGCUAUCCGCCAGCAGGAGGUGGGGCAGCUGGACUUCCGUGACCUCCUGGGAAAGAAGGUAAGCACCAAGACGGUGUCAGAAGACGACCUGAAGGACAUCCCAGCCGAGCAGAUGGAUUUCCGCGCCAACCUUCAGCGGCAAGUGAAGCCAAAGACCGUAUCUGAGGAAGAGAGGAAGGUGCAUAGCCCUCAGCAGGUUGACUUCCGGUCUGUCCUAGCCAAGAAGGGGACCCCUAAGACCCCCAUCCCUGAGAAGGCACCACCUCCAAAAGCUGCCACUCCAGACUUUCGCUCAGUGCUAGGUGGCAAGAAGAAGUCACCCGCAGAGAAUGGGGGCAACAGUGCUGAGGUCUUGAAUGUCAAGGCUGGGGAAAGCUCUAUACCUGCUGGCAAUGCUCAGGCAGUCGGGGCCCUGAAACCCAUAGGUAAUGCCAAGCCUGCCGAGACCCUGAAGCCCGCGGGCAACGCCAAGCCUGCCGAGACCCUGAAGCCCAUGGGCAACACCAAGCCUGCCGAGACCCUGAAACCUAUAGGUAAUGCCAAGCCUGCCGAGACCCUGAAGCCCAUGGGCAACACCAAGCCUGCCGAGACCCUGAAACCUAUAGGUAAUGCCAAGCCUGCCGAGACCCUGAAACCCAUAGCCAAUGCACAACCUGCUGAGACCCAGAAGCCCGUGGCCAAUGCCAAGUCUGCUGAGACCCCGAAACCAGUUGGAAAAGAUGAACCCAAGGAGGUUAAGAAUGAUGUGAACUGUAAGAAAGGGCAUGUCGGAGCCACGGGCAAUGAAAAAAGACCCGAGAGCCAAGGCUCCGUCCCAGUUUUCAAGGAAAAGCUACAAGAUGUCCAUGUGGCAGAGGGCGAGAAGCUACUGCUCCAGUGCCAGGUGACCUCUGAUCCCCCCGCCACUGUCACCUGGACACUGAAUGGAAAGACACUCAAGACCACAAAAUUCAUCAUCCUCACCCAAGAAGGCUCACUCUUCUCUGUCUCCAUCGAGAAGGCACUGCCUGAGGACAGGGGCUUGUACAAGUGUGUAGCCAAGAACAGUGCGGGCCAGGCGGAGUGUUCCUGCCAAGUCACUGUGGACGAUGCUCAGACCAGUGAGAACACCAAGGCCCCGGAGAUGAAAUCCCGGAGACCCAAGAGCUCUCUUCCCCCUGUGCUAGGAACAGAGAGUGAUGCAACUGUGAAAAAGAAACCUGCCCCCAAGACACCUACAAAAGCAGCCAUGCCCCCUCAAAUCAUCCAGUUCCCUGAGGACCAGAAGGUACGCGCAGGAGAGCCUGUGGAGCUGUUUGGGAAAGUGGCUGGGACCCAGCCUAUCACCUGCACGUGGAUGAAGUUCCGAAAGCAGAUCCAGGAGAGUGAGCAUAUCAAGGUGGAGAACGGCGAGAGCGGCAGCAAGCUCACCAUUCUGGCCGCGCGGCAGGAGCACUGUGGCUGCUACACGCUGGUGGUGGAGAACAAACUGGGCAGCAGGCAGGCUCAAGUCAACCUCACAGUCGUGGAUAAGCCAGACCCUCCGGCUGGCACACCUUGUGCUUCUGACAUUCGGAGUUCCUCGCUGACCCUGUCCUGGUAUGGCUCCUCGUACGACGGAGGCAGUGCCGUACAGUCCUACAAUGUUGAGAUCUGGGACACGGAGGACAAGGUGUGGAAAGAGCUGGCCACGUGCCGCAGCACCUCUUUUAAUGUCCAAGACCUGCUGCCUGACCGCGAGUAUAAAUUCCGAGUACGUGCAGUCAACAUCUAUGGAACCAGCGAGCCGAGCCAGGAGUCUGAGCUCACAGCUGUGGGAGAGAAACCCGAAGAGCCCAAGGAUGAAGUGGAAGUGUCCGACGACGACGAAAAGGAACCUGAGGUUGACUACCGGACGGUGACGGUUAACACUGAACAGAAAGUGUCUGAUGUGUAUGACAUUGAAGAGCGACUGGGAUCUGGGAAGUUUGGACAAGUCUUCCGGCUUGUGGAAAAGAAAACUGGAAAAAUCUGGGCAGGGAAAUUUUUCAAGGCCUAUUCUGCCAAGGAGAAAGAAAACAUCCGUCAGGAGAUCAGCAUCAUGAACUGCCUCCACCACCCCAAGCUGGUCCAGUGUGUGGAUGCCUUCGAAGAAAAGGCCAACAUUGUCAUGGUUCUGGAGAUCGUGUCAGGGGGCGAGCUGUUCGAGCGCAUCAUUGACGAGGACUUCGAGCUGACGGAGCGGGAGUGCAUCAAGUACAUGAGGCAGAUUUCGGAAGGGGUGGAGUAUAUCCACAAGCAGGGCAUUGUGCAUCUGGACCUCAAACCUGAGAACAUCAUGUGCGUCAACAAGACGGGCACCAGGAUCAAGCUCAUUGACUUCGGCCUGGCCCGAAGACUCGAGAAUGCUGGGUCUCUGAAGGUCCUCUUUGGGACCCCAGAGUUUGUGGCUCCUGAAGUGAUCAACUAUGAGCCCAUCGGCUACGCCACAGACAUGUGGAGCAUCGGGGUCAUCUGCUAUAUUUUGGUCAGCGGACUUUCCCCUUUCAUGGGUGACAAUGAUAACGAGACCUUAGCCAACGUCACUUCAGCCACCUGGGACUUCGAUGAUGAAGCGUUCGAUGAGAUCUCUGAUGACGCCAAGGAUUUCAUCAGUAACUUGCUGAAGAAAGAUAUGAAAAACCGUCUGGACUGUACCCAGUGCCUUCAGCACCCAUGGCUGAUGAAAGACACGAAGAACAUGGAGGCCAAGAAGCUGUCCAAGGACCGGAUGAAGAAAUACAUGGCAAGAAGAAAGUGGCAGAAAACGGGCAAUGCUGUGAGAGCCAUCGGGAGACUGUCCUCUAUGGCUAUGAUCUCGGGGCUCAGUGGCAGGAAAUCUUCAACAGGGUCACCGACCAGCCCCAUCAAUGCAGAGAAACUAGAGUCUGAAGAAGAUGUCUCCCAGGCCUUCCUGGAGGCUGUUGCUGAGGAAAAGCCCCAUGCCAAGCCCUAUUUCUCUAAGACCAUUCGUGAUCUGGAAGUCGUGGAGGGAAGUGCUGCUAGGUUUGACUGCAAGAUUGAAGGAUACCCAGACCCUGAGGUUGUCUGGUUCAAAGAUGACCAGUCAAUCAGAGAGUCCCGCCACUUCCAGAUAGACUACGAUGAAGACGGGAACUGCUCGCUCAUUAUCAGUGAUGUCUGUGGGGAUGAUGACGCCAAGUACACCUGCAAAGCUGUCAACAGCCUCGGAGAAGCCACCUGCACCGCAGAGCUCAUUGUGGAGACCAUGGAGGAAGGGGAAGGGGAGGAGGGGGGAGAGGAGGAGGAGGAGGAGUGAAGCCAAGCCAAACAGAAGCAGUUCCAAAGUCAUUUUAAAGGACUAAUUCCUUAAAGCUCAAAAAACUCAAGCUAGAAAAAGGCACCUGGUGUGGUAGAUUCUCUAGUUGGUCUAUUUGGAGGCUGAGUCAUCAGCAACAGCGCUGAUACCUAGGAGCGUUAUUGAUGGGCAUUACUUUGAAUUAAAUAGCACCUUAAAACACUAGUGCAGCUAGAUUCCAUUUGGGGAAGAUCACCAGCAACUUGUCUAACCGAUUUGAUUUUUAGAGAGAAAAAUAGAAAAUACUUACCUGGAAAAGGUCAGACGCAUCCCAAUUUAAUGCACCCUGAAAAAUAAAGUUGUCAUCGGCCCCCCGAGCCUCCUGCUGCAGCUCAACCCAGGUCCCCAGGAAAUAGAAUGCCCAGCCCCCUCCUACCCAAUACAGAGAACCAGCCUUGUCCCAUCUUGCAGUGUCUUCUUCUGAAUGCAGUUGAGCCAUUCUGACUCAGGAGGCGCAUUGCCUUCCAACUCUACACUUUCAAGCUCUCUGUUUCUCUCCCCAUUCUUCCUGCUGGGUUUCCUGGCUCUCAUCCUGGCCCGAGUUACAGCAAUGAGAGCAUGUAUUUUGUUUCUGCUAUCCUGAAACCAGGUUCCCCUGCUCAUGGCCGACUCUGGCUGCCUUGGGGGUGGGGGUGGGGUGGGGGGAUCUCCUCUCCUCUAAAAUCCUUAGAAAACUAAACUUACUCCUCUUUGCAGACUUCUGGCAGCUUCAGACAUUUGCGUGAGAAAUCAUGAAGGAAAAAAAAAAUCCAUGCUAAUGUGCUUUCCCCUCUUAAGCCAAGAUUCCUAUUUGUGCUGUUAACAAACUGUCAGCCUGCGUGUGCCGUGAAGUCUUGCACCCGGAUGUUGAAAGCCCAGUUUGCUGAGGUGCUGGCUUUAAUUAUUUCCUGGGCACUAUGAAACUGAUGCCAACUAGUGAGCAACUGUAGGACUACUCAGUGUGCUUUGGGAUCACCUUCUAGACAGUCUGAGUUUAACCCAUCUUCAUUGUUAACACUCUUCAAAGAGCUUUGGCCUGCCUUCUGGGGCACACCUUGAGUUUUCUUCCUGAAUGUGCGUCACGCUUUGCCCCCCCAACCUUGAGCUAUACUCUUAGACCUGCUCAGUGCACUCAGACUUGCAUCUCUAGCAAUUUUUUUAAAAACUUUCUUUCACUUCAUUGGCACUUAAUUGUUUUUCCUUAUAAAACAUUUUGGAGGUUAUCAAGAAAGACCAUAAAGUGAUAUCCUAGUAUGUUAACUCUGUGUGUGGGUUUGAGAGUGUGUGUCUAACAUUCCAAAUGCUUUAUUUUCUUUUCCACUGUUUGUAAAGGGCAGCAAAUUAAUAUUACAAAGGAUGUUUUAAUAGUUCCUUAAAAACCAACUUUAAAGUACAUCUGUGCAGUCCUACACAGUACCAGCAUUAGAGAUUUGAUACUCUUCUUGGCCUCCUUCUUCCUUAGCUGUUUGCUGCUGCAUUGCCAGUACUUUCCGUGUUUUGCUUCUUAAGCAGUUUCAAUAUCUUUCAUUAUAGUCACAAUAUUGCCACAGUUUAUUAUAAUAAAGGGGUUUUAAUUUGGUUUAGAGCAUUCAAAGUGUUUUUCAUCACUUCAUGUUUAUUAUUAUAAUCUUCGUAUGUAUGUUGUGUGUAUGUGUGCAUGGGUGGUUAUACGUGUGUUUAUAGGGUAAUGCCUUCUUGGGAUUGUGUUACUGUUCUCUCAGUUUAUUAUGCCAUCCAAACGGUGAACGAGAACGCUACGACUGUAGUUAGCUCACAAUUUUUAAAUAAAGGAUACCACAGUGCAUGGUGUUUGUUCAA